AUGUGUUCUAUUUCAAAUUGGGAGAAAGAAAUUGAAUAUCAUAAAGGAAAAGAUAAAAAUGGAGCUUCAGCCCCAUCACCUGACCGAAGUGGAAGACAUGCUAGUAGACCCCAUAAGAUGGACUCUGAAGUGAGAGACCGGAUCAAACACCACAUUGCAAGUUUUCCGGCAGAUCAGUCGCAUUACUCUCGCAACAAUAAUGCACAUAAGUUAUAUCUAUCUCCAUUGCUCAAUGUAACAAAAAUGUACAAUAUUAACAUUGAAAUGUGCUGUGCAGGAAAUUUGCUAGACAAAUUUAAGAUAAAAAACCUUUAA
Molecule: messenger RNA, 315 nt
Organism: Pieris macdunnoughi
Lineage: Eukaryota; Metazoa; Arthropoda; Insecta; Lepidoptera; Pieridae
Source: the annotation of a GenBank genome assembly